UGUGAAAUAGUUCAGUUGCUGUUGUGCAUCCUUUUCUUCUGCAUGUAUUUUUUUUUCUCACAGUCGCAAACACAGGAUAGAUUAGUGGAUGAAGUGGGACUAUGAUUCUAAUUGGUAACGUUGCUACGGAACUAUUUAACUAACUGCUCUAACUUCACUCACCAACCAAGUGUUGAAAAAUCAACUUGUGCAAAAAGCUCAACUUGUAUCUGGAUCAAUUUACUUCAAUAACAAAGAGGAAGUAGUUCCAAAAAUGACUGUUAAGUACCAAACAUCUACAGAGACGACAAUGGAUAUGGAUGACGGCAAUGGCGGAUACAAGCGUCUUUUGGUGGAUGGCAGUAAGCUUAAAUUGUCAGUUUAUGCAUUGAGAAACAGCCCUUUUAGGGCUGCUACGCUUUUCCUUGGGCUGCUGUGCAUUAUCCUGUUGGUUGGAGUCAUAGGUCAAUCUGUCCACCACUGGAAAGUGGAUAAAGACAAUCAGAAGACGUUAGACGCUGCUCGAGGGGAGAAAGACAGCCUACAGUCCAACCUGAAGAGUGUACAGAAUGAGAAGAGGAAUCUUGAAGUCAACCAUGAUCAUUUACAACAAAGUUACAACUACAUAUCUAAAUCGACAACCCAAAUACAAACCAACAACAACUUACUAACAGCUGAAGCAAACCAACUUAAACAAAGUCAAAGCAAGUUGCAAGCCAGUAACGCUGCUCUUAACAAAGAACUUGAGCAGCUGAAGGCCAGUAAAGAGCAGUUGCAGACUAAUAACGAUGCCUUGUCGACCGCCAAAGACUUACUACAAACUCAGUAUGAAUCAUUAGGCAAGCGCAAGAAUGUAUUACAGGCCAACUAUGACUCUGUGAUUAAAGAGAGGGACAAUUUGCAAAACAAAUUCAACAAUGCCACAAGGUCAAAAGAGAAGCAGCAAAUGAGUUACAACAGCCUAAUCAAGGAUAUUGAACACCUACAGGAGCGAUACAACGCCUCCUCCAGUGAGAGGGACAACAUUGCAAGCAGUCACCAAAAUCUAACGUUGGAAAAAGAAAAUCUACAGGCUACAUACACCACACUCGCCAAAGCCACUGACGAAUUACUGGCCUCCUACAAUUCUGCAAUUGAAGAGAAAAAAUAUCUUGAAAGCUGUUUGAAAAAUGUGACUGAAGAGAGAGACCUGCAGAGGAUGGAAAUCAGCAAUAUGAGUGCUGAGGUAGACCAGCUUCGGGCUGAAGUCACAAGACUGAACGCAACGGUAAUAGACAAGGUCUGUCCAAGUGGCUGGAAGAAGUUUGGAAAGAGCUGCUACUUUGUUUCUUCAUCCAAGAAGACAUGGUACCUGAGUAGAAACAACUGUCAAGGAAAUGGAGCAGACCUGGUAAUCAUCAACAGCAAUGAGGAAAUGCAAUAUAUUAAUGGGUUGUUUUCAAAUAACAAAGAGGUCUGGAUGGGACUGACUGAUGAGGGAGUCGAAGGUCAGUGGAAGUGGGUGGAUGGAACCCCACUGACCCUAAAGUUUUGGGCUGAUGGCCAGCCGAACAGUUACAAUGGCAACCAGGACUGUGGGGAGUUUUGGCACCGUUCUCACGGAAUGGCCGAAUGGAAUGAUGAAAAAUGUAGUUCAAUGAGGUAUUGGGUGUGUGAGAUGUAGAUGCGUUAAUAAAUAAUAUUUACCACUUUUUGAAUGCUUGAGCUUGAGUGGAAUAAUAGGUACAUUUGUAAAACGUAUACAGUACCUAAGGAGCGGGCCUUAAAAGGAAAGUACAGUACCUAAAGGCUUUUGCCCCUUAAACACUUAAUUCAUAGAAAAUACUACAUGUUAUGGAAGUAAAUUUAAAUAAUCCUGUCUUUUGUUGCUUCAGAUUUCCUUGUUUUUCUUUCUUUCUGUCAAUCGUGGAUGUAUACAUUUACAAUGACUUGAUUAUGAAUGAUAAGAUGCUGGAGUAUGGAUUUUCUUUCAUCGAAUACAUGAAAAUGCAUAAACAAUCUGCAUGAACAAAUAAAUAACAACAACUAUCAUCAAA
Molecule: messenger RNA, 2015 nt
Organism: Phyllopteryx taeniolatus (common seadragon)
Lineage: Eukaryota; Metazoa; Chordata; Actinopteri; Syngnathiformes; Syngnathidae
Product: CD209 antigen-like
Exons: 7
Coding region: 254-1642 (462 amino acids)
Source: RefSeq, a predicted model, not a curated record